Molecule: messenger RNA, 1011 nt
Organism: Helianthus annuus (common sunflower)
Lineage: Eukaryota; Viridiplantae; Streptophyta; Magnoliopsida; Asterales; Asteraceae
Exons: 4
Coding region: 1-1011 (336 amino acids)
Source: RefSeq, a predicted model, not a curated record
AUGGCGGGUCUGGUGGAGUAUCCUCUACAGGGCAAGAGAUUCACUUGUAGUCAGGAGAAUGAGAAGAAGCUUAGCAAAACCGACCGUUUUCUUGUGUGUGAAAACUUCUUCAAUAAGUGGCCAGAUGCCUGUGUUAGAGUGCUUCCUGGGUUACUCUUUGACCAUUGCCCAAUCGCUCUGUCGGUUUUGGAUUUAAAGUAUGGGCCUCGGCCUUUUAGAAUGUAUAGCUCUUGGAUAGGGAGGCCAGGUUUUGAAGAAUCGGUAAUGAAGGCUGUUGAAGGUUUUACUUCGGCCGAACCACCAGAUGUCGUUCUCACCAAAAAGUUUGUGUGUAUUCGGAAGUCUCUAAAAAUCUGGCAGGACGAAUUACAAGAAAAAGAAAAUGAGCAAAUUAAUUUGGCAGUGGGUGAGUUGGAGAGGCUGGAGGAAGAAAUGGAAGAUAGAGAUCUGAGUGAACAAGAGGAUUGGACCCUUGCCGAAAACAGGAAGCUGAUAAAGGAUAUCGAAUUCAGAAGGAACGGUGACCUUAAGCAAAGUUCUAGAGUUAGAUUUGGAGACCCCCUGCCAAUCUGGCCGGACCUUUUAUGUGACAACCUCAGGCAGCUUUCGGAGGAGGAUAAGGAUUUUCUGAUCUCUCCCUUUUCUAGCUCAAAGAUUAAGGAAGCUGUUGUUGGUUGCCAUGAUGGCAAGGCUCCGGGCCCUGAUGGGAUGAACUUUAAACUUAUUAAAGCGUUCUGGUCCUUAUUUGAAGAUGAUUUUUGGAACUUAUUCCAACAGUUUCACAACGAUGGAGCCUUUAACAAUGGGAGCAGCUCUUCUUUCAUCACUUUAGUUCCUAAGAUCAAAGACCCGGUUUCUCUUAGCAACUUUCGUCCUAUCAAUCUUGUUGGUGUUGUUAGCAAAGUCGUUUCCAAAGCUUUGGCUAAUCGGAUGAGGAAAGUUCUUAGCAAGGUUAUCUCUGACUCUCAAUCGGCUUUCAUAAGGGAGUAUUUGACUGGUGGUUAUCUGUAA